AUAUAAUUCCAUGUUUACAUCAACGCCUUCUGCGACACGUAUUCCUCCGGUGUGUCUGUCUGUCUGUUUGUCUGUGUGUGUACGGACGCGGCUCCUGGCACCGCAAUUACACAUUUUUCUGGAACUGUGGACCCAUCCAGCACAGCCCCGAGGAUGAUGCAAGAUGUGCUGGAGGCCAAUGAGCCCAUAGCACAGGCUGGCCUCAUCCAGAGAAUAAGCACCAGCAUCAGCAGAUGCCUGUUUUUCCCUUUGGGCCUUGUUGUGCAGCUGUACCAACACUACCUAGACAAAUGGACGCCCCACACGGCCUCACGCUGGGCGUUCACGCUGGCACUCAUCAUCGGCUUCAUGGUGCGCAUCAUGCUGCGGCAGGGCUGGUACAUUGUCUGCUACGCCCUCGGUAUAUACCACCUCAACCUCUUCCUUGCUUUCCUCACUCCCAAGAUUGAUCCUGCAUUUUCACAUGACGAUGUUGAUGACGGGCCAGGGCUGCCCACCAAGGUCAAUGAGGAGUUUCGUCCCUUUAUGAGGCGCCUUCCAGAAUUCAAGUUCUGGUACAGCGUCACCAAGUCAACUCUGGUGGCCUUCUUCUGCACAUUCUUCCAGGUGUUUAAUGUCCCUGUUUUCUGGCCGAUCCUUGUCAUGUACUUCAUCACGCUUUUCUGUAUCACCAUGAAGAGACAGAUCAAGCAUAUGAUCAAGUAUAAGUACCUGCCCUUCUCCCUUGGCAAACCUCGCUACCAGACCCAAGAGAACUCCAGCAAGCCGCCAGCACACUGACCCUGCUGUGCUUGGGUUGGCAGGACACUCUUAGGGUUAAUGUAAGCUGCUGACGAAGAUGUUUUAUACUUCCUGCAGUUAUUCUUUUUUUUAUUUAUUACUAUUAUCUUUUUGUAAUUUUUUUUCAUUAGAGUAAGGUCAUAGAUCACACGCUGCUGGACAUGCUGACUGGAACAUUGCUGAGCUGUGACCCGUCAACCAUGGUGGUUAUUAGUGCAACGGGAAAGUGUCUGUGCCAGUGAGAAGAGUGAAACUAUUGUGUUUGAGUGCCAGUAUCAAGCAGCUGCCAAGACCACAUGGCUCCAAGAACUUUUUCUCCUCUGCUCCACAAACAGGUUGGGGCUCAGCUUCUCUCAGAAUUUGGCUCCACAUUCACUUAGUAGCUACAAGCUAAAGAGAAUAUAAAUAUUUUUCUCCUAGAGAUAAUUUUUUAUAUUGCACUGAGUGAAGAGUGUAAUUAUGUGUUUGUUUCUUUCUGAGAGAGAGAAGGGGAGUGAAGUGCUCUCCUCCCUUUUUUAGAUGAAUCUAUAUAUUCUUCAAUAAACAUGUGAGCAAGAAAAGCCUGGUGUGGACACACACUCAGUGAGAGGGAGUGGUGUGUCUCAUCAGCCCUCAGAGAGCUUUCACUCAUAUAGGUUUGUCAUGAAAUACCUGCUUAUAUGUUGGUCUUAAAUUGUGGUUGUAGAAAUAUUCUUCAGGAAGGAAAUAGUAUGAGAAUUCACUCUGGGCUUGAAAUUUUGGAGUAUCCUGUGGAUACUGCAUUUGCUUUAAACUAAAGUGUGCAAGACCUCUUUUCUUUUUUGCCAUUCUGAUCUUUUCUUUUGAUUCGUUCAUUAGGGAGACAGGCAGCUGGUGGGUAACCUGUGAUUAGUGCAUAGGAUUGUUCUGACCAUGACCUGCACUUUGGAAAAUGUAAAAUUUUCCAUCAGUAGCAGUACUUUACCUCCAUAGAGAUCUCUGUAAGAGGCAUAUCAAUGAGAGAGGAAAGAUAAUAUGUCUCUUUGAACUGCUGCUGAUGUUGUGUUAAAGUAGAGAAUGAUAACUGAGAUUGUGUAAGAAAAGCCAUAAUUCUGAGUUUCCCUGAGAAGUGUGAGCUGACAUCGACUUGAUAACCUGUGCCUGUGACCUCUGUUUCCACUCUUCAAGGUCUUCACGUAGGUGGUAACUGUUAAUAUUAAGUGUUGUCACACAGAUUUUCAUAUUUUCAUUAAUUGUUUGUGUUCACAUAGAACCAUUUAAGAAGCUGUAGAGUGCUAGAGGAGAAUUCUUUGAUUUUGGUGAUAGUUGAUUAAAAUGAGAUAACUUGUGAGUUAAGACAGCAAAAAAGUGUGUGUGUGUGUGUGUGUGUGUGUGUGUGUGUGUGUGUGUGUGUGUGUGUGUGUGUGUGUGUGUGUGUGUGUGUGUGUGUGUGCACGCGCGCAAGAUGAAAAGUUACCUAUAAUGGAUUGGUUUAUUAAAAGUUAAGCUCCCCAAAGAAAAAAUGGAGAAAGAUUUUACUGCUGGUCAAAAUAAGUAAAUAAAAGAGUUAGAAUAUAUAUGACCCGAAAGAUUAUUGGCAUUUUCAGCAAGAGCAAAGGUGAAGUUCCAAGGUUGUACAUUCUCCUUGUGGCAGUUUGGACAAUUUUUCUCAGUCUCACAGUCAUUUGUUUCCCUAUCCAUGCAUUCCUGACUACUCUUGUUCUCAUUUCUUUCCUCCUCCUCCCUGCUCUCUCUCUCUCUCUCUCUCUCUCUCUCUCUCUCUCUCUCUCUCUCUCUCUCUCUCUCUCUCUCUCUCUCUCUCUCUCUCUCUCUCUCUCUCUCUCUCUCUCUCUCUCUCUUUUUCCUGGUUUGUUAGUAUUCAAGAAAGAGGAGCUAUGAGGAGGACAUGGAGGGCAUUUUUCUCUCAUCUAACCUUCUCAACACUUGUUUCCAGGACACAAUAAUACAACUGAUAUGGAUUUAUGUUCUCUGUUUUCCAUUUAAUUUUCUUCUCCUCCUAAACUGAUUAGGUACCAGUGGUAAUGUUCUGUUGUAUUUUAAUAUUAAUGUUGUUUUUUAUUAUUAUUGUUAUUGUUAUUGUUAUUAUCAUUAUUAUUGUUUUACUAUUUAUUAUUUUCAUUAUUAAGAUUAUUUUAUUUCUGUUCAUUUACUUAUUUAUUUAUUAGGUCGGGCAUUUAUAACAGACUUUUUUUUUUUCCCUCCAUAGUUGACUGUUUACUUCUCAGUCACUUAAUUCUUUUUUAUUUCAUUCACAGCAACCUAACCAGUUUAGGUAGAAAUUUUGUAGGUAAUCGCCUUGAUAGAGAAUUAUUAAUUAUGAUAUUUUAUUUAUUUUGUUGCAUAAUGAAAACAUGUAAGUUGAAUUUCAGAUGGGAAGUGAUUGAAGGUUUACUAGAGAUGUUUUGAAAUAACUCUUCCAUUUUCCAUACCAAAAGUUUUAUUGGUAUGAUGUAUCUGAGUUGAUGUACUUGUACUUUACCAUGUUGUGUUGUAAGGAUGAACAAGAUUUAUAAUGGCAUCUGUAAAUAAGUUGUUGAGUGAGUGAGUGACCAGACCUUUUUACCAGGAUCAUGUCUUUGUACAGUCUUGUCAACAAAUAGAUUAAACAGUAUAA
Molecule: messenger RNA, 3373 nt
Organism: Portunus trituberculatus (swimming crab)
Lineage: Eukaryota; Metazoa; Arthropoda; Malacostraca; Decapoda; Portunidae
Product: protein RER1-like
Exons: 6
Coding region: 154-780 (208 amino acids)
Biological process (GO): protein retention in ER lumen; retrograde vesicle-mediated transport, Golgi to endoplasmic reticulum
Cellular component (GO): Golgi membrane
Source: RefSeq, a predicted model, not a curated record